Molecule: messenger RNA, 802 nt
Organism: Archocentrus centrarchus (flier cichlid)
Lineage: Eukaryota; Metazoa; Chordata; Actinopteri; Cichliformes; Cichlidae
Product: granzyme B-like
Exons: 5
Coding region: 11-781 (256 amino acids)
Biological process (GO): proteolysis
Molecular function (GO): serine-type endopeptidase activity
Source: RefSeq, a predicted model, not a curated record
UGCUGGCGUGAUGCACUGCAGGCGCAAGUUUCUUCUGUGUGUGCUGACAUGUCUCGGAGGCAUUGAGCUCACAGCUGGAAUUAGUAAUGGGCAAAAAGCCCCAAAGGAGUCACUGCCAUAUAUGGUCUCAGUGCAGGAUAACAACGGUCAUGUAUGUGGAGGAUUUCUCAUCAGCGAAGACUUUGUGGCAACUUCGGCACAUUGUGAUGACUCGAAACUUACACAUGUUGUUCUUGGCAGCCAAAAUCUCAAGAAGGGAUAUGAUGAAAUAAUAACCAUCGAAAAGAAAUUUAAGCACCCAAAUUAUGAAAACGUUGUGUGGGGUAGUGACAUCAUGCUCCUUAAAUUGUCUAGCAAAGAUCAGACAGGCUUCAAAGUACAAGUAAUUCCACUUCCACCUGCUGAAAUAAAACUCAAAGAUAAUCAGGUGUGCCAGGUGGCAGGAUGGGGAUUAGACGAUGAGCUGAGAAUGACGGACGUGCCCGUCAUUAACCCACAAGUAUGUCAGAGCCAGUGGUGUCCCUCUCUUCUUCCUCCCAACAUUAUCUGCGCAGGUGGAUAUGGCACAAACAAAGGACUCUGUCACGGUGACGGUGGCGGUCCUCUGGUGUGCAGCGGGAUAGCUGUUGGUGUUGUGUCUUUUAGCAAAAAUUCUGACUGUAAAUACCCACAUUCACCCGAUGUCUAUACAGACAUCUCAAAGCACCUUCAGUGGAUCAACAAGAUUUUGAAACAAGAUUUAGAAGUGUUCAAGUUUUGUGUCAGAAAACGUUUAAUGUAAAUAACAAGAUUAAUAUUUUUC